AUGAACUACUUUGCCAAGGUCACAGCACUAGUAGCGGUUUUGGUGAUCACCGCCCUGGUAGAUGAGACAAAAGCUGACCCAUCUACCUUAAAAGCAAUUCUGAAUGAAGAAUACUAUUUAGGAUCAGGCGCUGACCAUUCCAAACACUCAUUUAAUAAUCGAGAUAAGGAGCUCGAUUUCACUGAGGAAGAAAACAAGAUCGUGCAAGACGUCUUCAGUCCGGAUUAUUAUGAGCCCAACAUUAUUUUGGAUUUUAGAUAUAUGAAAUCAGGAGGCAGAGGAUACGCUCGAAGUGAUGGCGGACAAAUAUUAAUUCUACCUAAACGACAUCACAUGCCUUCUCUGUACAACAACUAUGAUACUCUCAUUGAGUAUUUACGCCUUAAAAAUUUAGAAGAAGCAAAUAGACACUUGCUGUUCGAGGCAGAUAAUCACAGACAUCAUCAACAAAACUCUAGAUCGGAGCACCAACACUCAAGAUCGGAAGCUAAAAAGGAACACACAGAACAUCAUAAAAAGCAU
This is a messenger RNA of Brenthis ino (lesser marbled fritillary), 522 nucleotides long. Lineage: Eukaryota; Metazoa; Arthropoda; Insecta; Lepidoptera; Nymphalidae. The record is from the annotation of a GenBank genome assembly.